Vairimorpha ceranae is the source of this 573-nucleotide messenger RNA. RefSeq lists its product as hypothetical. The transcript has a single exon. Bases 1 to 573 code for a protein of 190 amino acids. The record is from RefSeq and is a predicted model, not a curated record. NCBI's taxonomy places the organism in Eukaryota, Fungi, Microsporidia, Nosematidae.
AUGGAUGACAAAGGAGAAAUAGAAUUCUUUAAUUUUGUUCCUAUACAUUUUGUAAAUGAGUUAGAAUCGGAUAUCACCAAUCUUAUCUCAAGUCUUUUAAAUAACAAUAAGAUUCUAUUAGAUUCUUGUAAAAAGAAUAUGUUUAUAUUUAAAAGUUUUGUAUUAAGAAAUAUUAUUAAGUUUCCUUCUACAUUUAAAUAUGAAAGAAAGAAGACAGAUCUUGUUAUUGAUACACCACUAGAUAUUAAUAAGUACUAUAAUAAUGUAAAUAAGAAAGACUUAUUACUUUGUAAAAUAAAUAAUUUAAAUAAGAAGAUAUGUGCAUUAAAAAAUAAAUGUAAUAAUUUAGAUAAAAUAUUAGAAUAUGAGAAUGACAUGAUACAAGCAUCUAAGAAUAUUAGAGAUAUUAAAUAUAAAUAUAAUAAUAUUAUGGAGUAUGUUAGUACUCUACCCUUUUUAGAAAUAGAUGAAGAAAAUUUUAAUUAUUUAUUGGAAUAUAGAGAGAUUAGAAGUGAGAUAUUAAAGAGGGAGGUGGAUGAUUUAAGAGAGAGGAUUGAUAUGAAUAUUUUAUAA